AUGACUCAGUUUAGACCGAUCAGCCUUAGUAACGUGGUGUAUAAAAUUGCUUCCAAAGCGAUUGUGAACCGCCUUAAACCGCACAUGAAUUUCAUUAUUUCGGAUUCUGAAUCUGCUUUUGUCCCGUCAAGGUUGAUCUCACACAAUAUUCUCAUUGCUUACGAAGUUGUCCACUACAUGAAGCGGAGUACGGCGGAGCAUAUGGCCAUUAAAUUGGAUAUGAGUAAAGCUUAUGACCGUAUUGAAUGGUCGUUUUUGCGUGGGGUGAUGUCCAGGCUUGGCAGUAUGCAAGGAAGCUCCGACGAUAUCACAUUUGCUUUUUGCCGACGACACGAUAAUUUUUGUAAUUCUAAUAUUUACUCAGCUGCAUGGGUAAAGAAAAUUUUACGAGUCUAUGAAGAAGCUUCGGGGCAGAUGGUGAAUUAUCAGAAGUCCAGUAUUGUGUUCAGCAAAACGACUACUGAAGAAAACAUUAAUUUAAUUUGUUCUGAACUUCCUAUGGAGGUGGUCGACAAUCACGACAGAUACUUGGGGCUUUCCUCUACUUUGGGUAAAUCAAAACGAGAAGCUUUUGCAAAUCUUCGUGAUAAGGUCUGUCGACGACUUCGAGGGUGGACAGAAAAAUGGUUCUCAAGGGGCGGCAAAGAAAUCCUUAUUAAGGCGGUGAUUCAGGCAAUUCCAACUUAUGCAAUGAGUUGCUUUCGUCUACCUCGAUAUUUUAUUGAAGAGAUGGAAAAGCAUAUGGCUAAGUUUUGGUGGGUGAAUACAAAGGGCAAAGGAAUUCAUUGGGCUAAAUGGCAAGAUAUGUGUUCCAGCAAGGAUUUCGGGGGCCUGGGGUUCCGAGAUUUAAAUGUUUUCAACACAGCCCUACUCGUUAAACAAGUGUGGCGUCUAAUGGUCUCUCCUCACAGAUUGUUGGGUCGAAUCUAUAAGGCGAGGUAUUAUCCACUAUCUAAUAUUCUUGAUUCAUCUCUUGGGUCAAAUCCGUCGUACACGUGGAGGAGUAUUUGUGGUGCUAUAGACUUGCUCAAAAAAGGCACUCGUUGGAGAAUCGGGAAUGGAGAAAAUGUGCAGAUUUGGGGUGAUAGAUGGCUUCCGAGGGGCAGUACUUUCAAACCUUUCACUCCACGGGGUCAGUGGCCAAGAGAUAUGAUGAUGGAGAAAGAAAAAGAUGGAUCGAACUUAGCUUCUAGCUCUUCGUCGAAUUUAUCGGGCGAUGAGGAUGUGUUGCAUUGCCUAGCUCUCUGCACCUUCGCUAGACAAGUUUGGGCAUUGAGUGGGGUACCGUAUUUGAUUCAUUGGCCGAAGGAUAAAUCGGUUAUUGAAUGGGUUUUAUGGAUGAAACAGCAUCAAGAUAGUGCACAGUUUGAAGAUUUUGAUGGAAGAUGUGUUGGAUGGUACUCUAUUAGUUGUAAACAAUAUUUUGAUUCAGUCACAGCUGAGGCAAUGGCAGCUUUGAAAGCCUUGGAGUUUGCUCGCGAUCAUGAUUUUCGUCGAGUUGCAUUGGAGGGUGAUUCAAGUAUUAUUGUAGCAGCAAUUCGUGGUGAAGACGAUUCAUAUACAAGCUAUGGAAAUCUGAUCAACGACAUUAAACAGCUAGCUACUACUUUUGAAGAGUUUCUUCAUAUUUACCAUAUUUUGAGGGAAGGGAAUUCUGCAGCUCAUGAAAUUGCUAAACUAUCGAUAUUGUAUCCUCUAAAUUUUCAAGUUAAAUGA
Molecule: messenger RNA, 1716 nt
Organism: Erythranthe guttata (spotted monkey flower)
Lineage: Eukaryota; Viridiplantae; Streptophyta; Magnoliopsida; Lamiales; Phrymaceae
Source: RefSeq, a predicted model, not a curated record